Pogoniulus pusillus (Red-fronted tinkerbird) is the source of this 1242-nucleotide messenger RNA. RefSeq names its product alpha-aspartyl dipeptidase-like. Gene Ontology annotation, biological process: proteolysis. The record is from RefSeq and is a predicted model, not a curated record. The transcript has 8 exons. Lineage: Eukaryota; Metazoa; Chordata; Aves; Piciformes; Lybiidae. Gene Ontology annotation, molecular function: serine-type peptidase activity. Bases 74 to 814 code for a protein of 246 amino acids.
CCACCCUGCAGCCCGCCGGCGGGGCAGGAAGGGGCGGGCCGGGGCGGGCCGGCCGGGCCAGGCACCGGGAAGCAUGGGGAGCCCUCGGCGCCUGCUGCUGGUCUCCAACUCCACUCUGCACGGAGGGGGAUACCUGGGUCACUGCCAGCAGCACAUCCAGAGCUUCCUCGGGAAGAAGGUGAAGCGGGUGCUCUUCGUCCCCUACGCUCUGCACGACCGCGAUGCCUACGCCCGCACGGCGAGGGAGAAGUUUGAGAGCCUGGGUUAUGGACUAGACAGCAUUCAUGAAUCUUGUGAUCCAGUGGAAGCUGUAAGGAAGUCUGAAGCAAUAUUUAUUGGAGGUGGGAACACAUUCCGACUCCUAAAAGCUCUUUAUGAUAACUGUCUGAUACAGGAGAUCAGGAAAAGAGUUCUUGAGGAUGGGAUUCCUUACAUGGGGUCCAGCGCAGGAACGAACGUUGCGACCAUCAGCAUCCAUACUACCAAUGACAUGCCAAUUGUUUACCCACCUUCCCUGCAGGCCCUAGGUUUAGUUCCUUUUAAUAUUAACCCCCACUACCUGGACCCAGACGUUAAAAGCACUCACAUGGGUGAGACAAGAGAGGAGAGAAUUCGCCAGUAUCAUGAAGAACCAAACACCCCUCCAGUUCUGGGCCUGCGGGAAGGUGCAAUGCUGCUAGUGGAAGGAGACAAAGCCACCUUGCAAGGAGUGACAGGAGCACGUCUGUUUUUGAGGGGUAAGAAAGCUACUGAGCAUGAGCCUGGAACAGAUUUCAGUUUCCUCCUGACUGACAGUAAUCUCCAGAAUCUGUAGUCUUGCAUAUCAUGCAGCAAAAGUCACUGCACAGGAAGACAAUGAGGAGGAAGGAAGAAGAUGCUCUAGUCCCAGGGCAUGUGGAGAACCCUAGCUUUAUAAAUAAAGAUAAAUAUGCAUUAGUGGACUUCCCCCCCUCCCCCAAUUCACAUCUCAGACAUCAAUUCUUCCCAGUAAAAAAAGACAAUUUUAUUGGAAUAGAUGUGUAAUCAUAGCUGUUCUUAGGCUGAAAGGGACUGUACAUUCAUGUAUAUACCUUGAUUCCUUCCCCACCACACAAAAGUUACUUUAACACAAGACACUGAGUCAGCUGUUUCUGCUGCCUAGCUUCACCUGCUAAAUGAAAGAAUUGUUCAUUUAGUGUACUCCCACACUAAUCGGUUUCAAUUUUUUUGUGCUAUUAAUAAAGCUAGAAGUUAUGCAUUCAA